GUGAAAGGAUCUACUAGCAAACCUAAUGUGAUGUCUAGUUGUGUAACAAGCAGGAAGGAGUCGCACAUAGACUAGUACUGUUACCUUAGCGCUGUGAAGGGUAACCAGCUUGUGUGUAGUGUGGUAUAGCCGCAAUGAUGAAACAAAUGGGCUAGUCUUUACCGGCAAAAACAAAUAAUAUUCCACUGUCCCUUGAUGGUAGUUGGUGUCAAUCAAUUUGUGGAUAUUUGUAUUGCUUUGUCCAUGGAUUCUUAUUAAUGCAGAUUUGGAUUCAAAUGACGACCAAGCAUUAUCAACAGUGCUUAAUGGAUGAAAUCCAUCAUAUUUUGAUGUGCUAAAAAGACAAAAGCUUGUUGUUUUUGUUCACAGUAUUCCGAAGGUUAUACAACAACAAAACAACUAAAUGUUUAUUGAGGAUAAUUUGUUGGCUCUUGCAGUAGAUUGCAGUUGAAAUAUUGUGAUGGUAUACUCGGCAUACUCCUACUACUGUAAGCUUGUUCUGUGUGGAUUGAAUGCCUUAGUUUUCUUUGCAGAGUCCGGGGCAUGAGAUACCUAUUCCAAACCUAUGCAGUAGAUUGCAUACUACAGCACUUGGCGACCUCCUCAUGAAGUCAUUCAAUAUUGAUGCAUAAGAUAGAUAACUACUCUCAUCAAUAGCUAACUAAUUCAAUUACCGGUAGUUAAUUAUUUAUAUUUUAAUCAGACUAUUUUUUCAUCUGAAUUUCAUUGAUAAAGCUGUUAAGAAUUGAUGAACUCUUGAAAUUCUUUACCGGGAGCAGAAAAUUUGAAGUAGAUUUCUUAGUUAUCAGGAAAUAGCAAGAAAUACAGCACUGGAUACAGUUGAUUUUGAUAUAUAGCACAAAAUCUGUAAUUUGUUUAUGGUAUGUUUUGAUCGACUGUAGAAAGGCUCCAGAAAUAAAGCAUUGUUAUUCUUUGAGUAUUCAUAUUGGAUACUGUGCCAGUAGUUACACUAUAUCUAACUUGUUUUUAAGCCUGUCUAUAACAGCUGCAGCUACUGCUACUACAUAGUGUAUCCUAUAUCAUUGUUUGCUGAUUGCUGUGUAAAAUUAUAAUUUAUUCCACACAAUAUUCCGGUGCUAUAAUCUGUGUUUGUUGUCCUCAUUCAUGGGUAUCAAUUAUGUCCCAGUGCUCGGAAAAGACGCAUUGAUUGGUAAAUUUCCUGUUAAGAGCUGUGUAUUGAAUAUCGCAUAAACCUUAAGCAUUUAGAUUGCUUAGAUGGCAUUAUAAAACACAUGGAUUGAAUAAAGGCGGUAUAAUCAGUUGUGCCUAGCGUUAUAAUUUGACCAAUGGCGGAAAAAGAGCAGUUAUAUUCUUCAUUGGAAGGAGGUGUAGAUGAGCAAGAUGAACCGGUUCCGUGGUACAGGGUUAUUGACAUCAAAUAUCAUUUCAUGUGGUUUCUGCAUAAGAUAUUUAUACCACUUUUUCUAUUCUGUGCUUGUUUAUUUAGAUACAAUGGACUAUCAUUUAUAUAUCUGCUGUGUUUACUGUGUGUACCCUUACUUCAAAGCCCCACAGCUCAAUCAAUGAAAGGAGCCACUGGGAAAUAUUUGAAGUUAUUAGUUGCAUUCAGUGCUGCAGCAUCCAUUGGUCAAUUAAUAUUCCAAAUAGUACUACUUAUUGAUCAACCAUAUGGAAAUUUCCUGGAUCCAUGUAAUUCAACAGAGAGAAUUUUGAGACAACUUGGUUUCCAAAGAUUAGAUAGCAAUGCACUAUCAUCCAUAAGACUGUUGGCUCCUGAUGUGGUAGUGCUCAUAGUCUCUUCCAUAGUCUUGGCAAUAUGCCACAAACUAUUGGCUCAGGAGAACCAGAGACUUCAAGAACUCUCACAGACCUCACAGACUGACACCACCUAUGAGCGCAAGAGCAAAAAACGAUCGAUAGUGAUUGCAGGCCUACGCGGACUGCUCACCAUGACGUUGUUGGCGUUUGCGGCUGUUAUUGAACCAUCAAUGAUAUCAGCUGUGUACUUUGUGUCUUUUCUAAUUGUUGUCACAUGGUGGUCUUUGUAUAAAACGACUGGGAAGCGAUUUGUGUAUUGGCAGGGAUGUUGGAUGGUGUUUAGUGGCUUUCAUCUGAUUUUGCUGUACCUGUAUCAGUUUCAGUUCUUUCAAGAUAAUGUGGACUCUGGAAGUCUUACAGCACGGUUAGUUGGACUGAAAGCAAUCAUAAAGACAGAGUGUACUAAAGAAAAAGUCUAUGAUCUGUUAAUACAUGAUGACCUCUUGUGGCCAGCCUUUGUGAACCCUGCGGCAAUUCUUCUACUCUAUUGGUACUGCGCCUUGGAAGUUCGAAGGUUUAUGCAAGGACCACGAAAUGGAUAUGACCAGUUAAUUGGCAAGGAAUCUGUGGAGUUAGUGGAGGUUCAAAAACAGACACAUAAAAAACACAGAAGGAAAUCAGGUGAAAGAGAGUCCACAUCAUCAAAGAAAAAGCUCCUGGUAACUGAAGAGAUGCGUAAAGGCUCCCCCGACUACCAGACCAUGGAGUCAUCUACCCCCACUGACGUCGAAGAGGGCACAUCUUACCAACGUCAAGCAAGAACAGAUAGUGAAACUAGUGGAGCGGUGGAACACCCUAAGGCUAGCCCCUUGGGUACUCUGGUAGCAUAUAUUACAAAACAGAGCUACAUUGCUGCUCUUGUACUGAUGAUGGCAUGGAGCAUUACAUACCACAGUUGGUUAUCCUUUGUACUCCUCCUUUGGGCUUGUGCAUGCUGGAUAAUACCUGGAUCAAGGAAGUGCGCCCUCUACAGUUCACCAUUUAUAGUAAUUUAUGCGGAGUGCUUGAUCAUUAUCCAGUUUGUCUAUGGUUUGAAUUUGAAUGAAGAGGAACUGCCAACAGUAACUGAGGAUGGAGUUGAUUUAACUGAGAUAGGGCUUGUGAGGUAUGAGAUACCGUGUACUGUACUAGCUGUUAAGCUUCUGUACACAUGCAUGUUUUGGAUGACCUUACGGCAGUUCUGUCGGGAAAAUAAGCUACGAGAGCUUGACCACCACCAAGCUGCAGAUGGUAUCAUCCUCCAACCAUUUGGAAUGAUCUUCUCAGCUCCAUCUGAUGAGGUCAAAGCUUUAAACGAGAGGGCGGAGACGGGUGAUCAUGUUGAUCGUGUACAGAGUGAGACAAUGAUGGUGAUAGGAGCUGCCAUCAUGGACUUGAUCGCAAAAUACUGGAUACUGCUUUGUGGUGGCAUGUUCCUCAUUGUCAGUCUUCAGGACACUGUUGAUUGUUUCAAGAUAAUCUACAUGGGGCUCUUCUUGUUCCUUAUGACCAUCUUUGUCUUUUCUUGGCGCCUGUUUCGAGUGAUUGUAUACUUUUUCUGGUGGAUUGUCGUUAUCUACUCGAUGAUUGUACUUGUCCUCAUUUACACGUUUCAGUUUGAAAAAUUCCCUGAGUAUUGGCAGAAUAGUACUCAUUUAUCAAAGGAAACGUUGAGUGACAUUGGUUUAGAGGAGUUUAGUACAUCCAAGCUGUUUCUGAACUUGCUGAUUCCAACAUCCUUCAUCAUUGUCAUCGUGGUACAGAUUCACUACUUCCAUAGUCAUUUUCUUAAGCUGAGUGACAUCAAAAAACCAAGUGGGAGUAAUUACGCUGUGACCAGCGAUGACACAGCAAUUGAAGGUGGAAGCGGGGAGGACCUGGAUGAGGUUGAUGCGUCAUCUCAAAAAAGUAACGCCCAGAAAAGCCUAAAACUGUACAUAGGGCAGCUGUUCAAGACUGGUUUGGCUUACUACCACAGAAUCACAUCUGUUCUCUGGAGAAUCAUUGAAAUACACAUGAUGAAGGUCGUGUUCAUCACCAUCAUCGUCGUUGCAUGCAACGAGGUGACUGCUGUGAACUGUGUUUUUGUUUGCCUGAUGUUCUUCGCAAUACCUGUUCAUAGUCUGCAGAGGCUGUUCUGUUUGAUAGCAAUUAUCUGGGCAUCUCUUGUUAUGCUGGCCAAGAUGAUUUACCAACUAAAUUUUAUAGAUACUGACGAAUUCACCGAGAAUUGCACAGAAAGGAAUCCUGAUUGGUAUGGUGAAGAGAUGGUAAACAGCACUUCCUGGCUUGGUUUUGAAGUUCCAACUGAUCAAAGCUUUCCAGACUAUGUACAUGGGUACAUGUUUAUUAUCAUUGUUCUGAUUGUAAACUCUAUCGUAAUAUUGCACCAGAGGCAGCACUAUUGGGAGCAAGGCAAACCCAUUCCAAAGGACGGAAUAAUUUUUGAGGGUGUCAAUCGCGCCAACGCUGAUGAGGGUCUAUUGAAUAUGCUCAAAUUCCUCGCCAAUUACGGCUUCUACAAGUAUGGUCUUGAGAUAUCCUACAUCAUGGUUGUUAUAACAGUGUGCAUUCGACUGGAUUUGUUCUCUGUCAUCUACAUGACGUUCCUCUUAAUCAUGAUCUUCUUGGACCGUAAAGUGGUGAUGGUCAUCUGGCCGAUAUUCCUCAUUGUUCUGGCCAUUCUGCUUCCGGUCAGUUACUGCCUGUGCUUAGGGCUUCCCCCAAGUUUCUGUGUUAAUUACAUUUGGACGACAAAUGAUUUGCCUUCGGAGUUAAUAACUUGGCUUUACCUACCAGUGUAUGAUAACCCCCUCAAUGCUAAGGUUAUUAUAGCUGACUUUUUCCAGCUGUUGUUUGUGAGUCUUCAGUGGCAAGUGUUCCUAAAGGAAUCUAAAUCUGGUUUUGGUGGAGGUGACAACAAUGUUGCGGCCACUGACGUUGAGAACAUAGACACAAAUCCAGUGCCAAACUUUACUUUUAACAAAUCUUAUUUGGACCUUUGCAAGAGUUCCGUUUUAGGCUACAAUUUUUGGGUGUGCCUGGCUGUCCUUUACAUAACAGCCACCAGCCACACCAAUAUACUAGGUGUAGGCUACUUGAUCAUUGCAUUUUCCUGUUUGGGUUUCGGUCGUAACUUGCUUCUGAAACCCAUGUCUGAGGCCGUCAAGUUAUGGAAUCUUGUUAUUUUGUACAACCUAUGCGUUGUCAUCAUGAAAGUGGGCCUGCAGAUUCUAACCUGUGCUUACCUCAACCGAGUGCUAGAAGACGGCAACUGUCUGUGUGCCCUGAUCCAACUCCUCGGCGUCGUCUGCUUGCAAAAGGGUUAUGAAACACCUACAGACUUGUGUACCUGUGAAUUGCCGACUGAUGAGAGUGGACUUAGCUGGGAUGUUGUCUGUUUCUGUUUCCUCAUCAUCCAGAAAAGAAUCUUCACAAGUUACUAUUUCCAGUACAUUGUCAUUGACCUUCAGGAGGAGAAAAAGCUGGCAUCCAAGGGAGCAGAGCUGAUCAAUGAUAUCCUUGCAGCCAAAGUCCGCAAUAAUAAGAAAGUAGAGGCACAAAUAUUGGAUAAAAUUAAAUCAAAGACAGAGAAAAUACGAACUAAACAGAAGAAACUUCUGCUGCAAAAAGAAUACCAGGAGCCUUUGGAUCAUGGAGAAGCUAUCAGAGGAAAUGCAGGCUACUACAUGUUUGUGGACAGUGACAGUGAAGAUGAUUUCAGUGAUUUCGAGGAAGAAUCUGUACAUGAAUAUGGCGAACCUGAAGAAGUAAUACCCAGAAGUCAAAUAAAAAGAAGACAAUCUAUCACUGAUAUGGAUAGGAAACAAUCAGCAUGGCAAUUGGCUUUCCAGGCUUUCAUGACAAGUCCGAAGACAGCUCUUGAAACUGAUGAAGCCUUGUCCCCAACUUCUCCAGAAGGUCAAAGUCUUACGGUUAUCGGAGAAGAACGCAAGGAUGAAGCAGAUGGCGUACAGCCUAGUACAAGCGGAGCAGCAGUGGCUGAUGUAACAGAUGACCUUAAAGGUGAAGAAACUGAUGUUGACCGUGGUGUUCCAGUGACUGUGGAUGAAGCGUUAGUGGAGGUUGUGGAUGAUGUGUUAGACAAACUUAUGGAUGAUGAAGACGAGGAGGAAUUUGGAUGUUGGGACAAAUUCUUGAACAUCCUGCGGUUAGCAUGGAGAAUAUUUCUGCGUCUGAUAGAUUCAGCUAUAGCACGCUUGGAUAAGUCCUCCGAGGAAUACCGCUAUGUUGCAAAGGAGUUAAAACGCAUGUCAGCUGAGGGAAAACGACGAAGAUCUGUAAAGAGGGCCAAGUUGAAGAAUGCUACGGAGACAGAUGGGGAUGGUGUGUUAGAAGAGGAGGAGGAGGAGGAGGAGGAGCCAGCUGUUAGAUCCGAACCUCGUGUUACAAUCAGUGAGGAUGUUACCGUGACAACUGUGGAUGUUGCUUCUCCUGGAACCAAAAGUUUUGAACCUGCUCCUGAUGGUCUUCUGAUGUAUCUUGGUGAUUUUGAGGACAGUGUUGACACUGGUUCUAGUGAUAAGUUUGAGAACAGCAUGCCUAGGCCAAUUCGACUGCUGAAUUCUGUGGUCUACUGGGGUAUAGCACACUCGGAGCUAAUUUGCUAUUUUGUCAUCAUUCUCAAUCAUCUUGUGUCAGCCAGCAUUCUGUCACUGCCGCUACCAAUCCUGGUCUUUUUGUGGGCAAUGUUGACUGUCCCACGGCCAACCAAGAGGUUCUGGAUAACAGUGAUCACUUACACAGAGAUUGUCGUUAUUUUGAAGUACAUUUUCCAGUUCCAGUUCUACCCCUGGUACGAUGACGUUACUAAGGAGGAGAACCCAUUGUGGUGGCCUCGAUUGAUCGGCAUUGAGAAGGAAGAUCAAUAUGCCGUCUUUGAUCUCAUUGUACUGCUUGCUGUCUUCUUGCAUCGAUCUAUUCUACGAAGACAUGGUUUAUGGCAGGAAAGUAGGGUACUGCCGGAUUUCCAUGAUGUUGAGUUAAACGAGUCACUAGAAGAGCAAAAAGAGGAAGAAGAUGUAAAAGAUGGUGGCCAUCUCUCUGUUAAAGAAAAAGGUUCAGAUGAUGUAGAUGAUACAGGAUCAGUGAAAUCAGAUGAAUCAGAAGAAAAGAAAGAGACAAGUAUAUUUGAUCCGUUCCGGCAUUUCUACCAGAGGUUAAUAGACCCGACCUACAGUUAUGUGACAGACGUUUAUGUGACAAUGUUUGGUUGCGAUUUCAUCAACUUCCUCAUCACAACAUUCUGUUCGUAUGCAUUCGGGGAAGAGCAAGCUCAGACUGACGUGACGGAGUACAUACUGAAUAAUCAGAUACCGAUGUCGUUUGUGUUGCUGCUCCUCAUCCAAUUCAUUCUGAUUCUAGUUGAUCGUGCCAUCUACUUGAAGAAGAACGUCACUGCUAAAUUCAUCUUCUUGAUAGUUUUAGUGAUAGCGAUCCACGGCUGGUUGUUCUUUCUUCUACCUUGGAUGUCAAACAAGCAAUUUGUUGACAAUACUCCAGCUCAGAUCUUCUACUUCUUUAAGUGUUUAUACUUUGGGUUGUCUGCAUACCAGAUUCGCUGUGGUUACCCUACAAGAAUAUUAGGCAACUUCUUAACUAAGAGUUACAAUUAUGUUAGUCUUUUCCUAUUCUAUGGUUGGCAGUUGAUUCCUUUCUUGAUGGAGAUUAGGAUCGUGAUGGACUGGAUGUUCACACCAACGACACUGUCUCUCACACACUGGGUUGAAUGCGAAGACAUCUUUGCUGAUUGCUUCAUCACAAAAUGCUGGAGAAAAAUGGAAAAGAAAUAUCCAGCUGCUAGGGGCGUGGCAAAGAGCUCUUUAGUAAAAUAUGGUGCUGGUGGCGUCAUGCUGUCUGCACUUGUGCUCAUCAUCUGGUUCCCGCUUCUCUUCAUAUCAUUUGUAAAUACGUCCAGUAUUCCAAACCCCCCAAGUAUUGCCACGGUGCAGAUACAGAUUGCAGGCUAUGAGCCUCUGUUUGAUAUGAAUAGCCAGGAUCAAGCUAUACAUCAAAUGACCAGUGACGAGUUUUCAGAUUUGAGAGAUGAUCCUUUGUACAAGACCAGUCUUCAAGCACAGUCAUUCUUCAACCAGUAUCAGGCAGAUGAUGUUUACAUUAUCACUUUCCUUGGGGAAUCCUCAUCCACAUGGGACAUCAGCCCACCUGGUAGAGAGGAACUUGCAGUAUUUCUCAACAACACAAACGUUACUGUUUCUGUCAAAUUUCAAUACUCAUUCACAAGGCAAACAUCUAGUACGUUAGUAACACCAACUGUUGGCAACAGUCAUACUAUUGAACUACCAGCCUCCGACCCAGAUCAUACCAGAAAACGACUUAUAAAUAUGCUGUCGUUCUCAGGGGGUCCUGCUCCAGUCCUUCAGGAUCUUUUCCCUCCAUAUAUGAAGGUUCCCGCUACUGGCCCUGUUGAACCUGUUACUGUACUACUGGAUGCAGAUAAAGAUAAUUUAUAUGACAACUACACAAGUGUUUCUGCAAGGCUAGUGAAUGGUAGCAUUCCCAAUCUAGUUGGAGACCGCGAAUGGUGGAGUGUUGGAGAGGUGGACUGCGCCUAUAAACGAUGUUCUAAGACUUCCCUCAGAGUGAUUACUUUUAAUGAUCGUGUCGCAUCUGAUGUCUUUGCACCAGUCUCCAGUUAUGGGGUCAUUGGCCUCUAUGUAUCACUCGUCCUUGUGAUUGGUCGAUUUGUCCGGAUGUACUUCAGUGGCAUCCGUUACCAGAUCAUGUUUAACGAGCUUCCGAAUGUUGACCACAUCUUGAGACUGUGUCUGGACAUCUUUCUUGUUCGGGAAUGCCAGGAGAUGGCUUUGGAAGAGGAUCUUAUGGCCAAGUUAAUCUUCCUCUAUCGUUCUCCGGAGACUCUCAUUCGAUUUACGAAAUACAAACGGGAUUAAUAUGUAAUUGUAUUUAUCACUUGUGAUUUGUUUUACACAUUUCAUGUUACAUUCUCCAAAGCAGUAGUUUGUUAAGAGGGCCAGGAACAUACCUGGCAUUCUUUUUACUGCCUAAAUUCCCAAACUUCUUGCUUUGAUAGUGUUGCAGCCAUAACCUGAACACCACCCACGCCACCCCCACUUACGAUAUCCUUGAUCCGACCCUGUACUAUCAUCUCCUUGGGCCUUUUAUUGACUACUUUAUUUUGAUAGUUUAUUUUUUACUCUGCACAGCAUGUUUACACAGGUUUAAAUUUUUGCAUUGCCUUAGUUCCUCAUUGUAUCAAUAAUGGCCAAAGACUUUAAACCCAAAGAUGUUCUGGUUCUUAAAUUUGAAUGUAGACUGUCUUUCACUAGAAAUAUUUUUGGAUAAAAUAGAUGUGACCUCAGAGUGAUUCAGUAGCUAAGGAUUUUUCUUGAUUCUUGUAAAUGGAGCCAGGAAUACCUAAAAACAUUAUAGUGGAUCAUUUGACCAAUACAUUCCAUGAUGUGAAGCAAAGCACUGAUGUGCAAGCUGUUGUUGCAUCAGCAAUGGAUUCUUCACAAAUGUCGUGCCAUGGUAUCAUCUCUAGAGGUUCAUGCCGUUGAAGAAUAUGUGGAUGCCACUGGCCGAGGGUUCUUCUGUGGCUGCCAUGAGUAUGAUGUCAGUGUUCUUGUAUAAAUUAAUAAAAGCGUUGUUGGAUGCAUGAUUAUGUUCUAGUCAGUAUUUGCAGACAGAUGGAACACAGAACUCUGUCAGCUGACAAUAAGUAUGCUAGUUAUAUAACACUUGAAUGUAGCAUUACCUUUGAUUUCAAGGUAUGGUAUUUAAGCUGACAUACCUACCAUUAUUAGAUUUGAUAAGAGACUUUUAAGAGACUUCAAUCAUUACAUAAUCUUGGAUACCACCAUCAUCAGUCUGAAGUGUAACAAUUCGAUGAAUUUGUAUUACUGUAGUUAAUAGUUUAUCGUUUAAAAGAGGAUAAAAUACAACAUGGCGCUGGUAUUUUUCAUAGAACAAAGCAAGUGAGAUUAGGAAAUACAAAUAUUUGACUACUAUAAUAGAAUUUUUGUAAGUUUACUUUACACAACAGCAAAUGCAUGCAUGGAUAUACUAUUGAUUAUUAGUCAUUAAUUAUUUAUUACCAAUUAUAUAGAUUAUUGGUCACAGGUUAUUGAUUAUUGAUAUUCAUUUGUAUAGAUUAUUUAAUACCUAUAAUUGGUGAUCAGUAAUUAUAUUGAUUAUAUAUCCCAAAUUAUCAGUAAUCAAUAUAAUUGAUAAUUAUGAUUAUUGACUAUAGUGAUUCAGAAAUAUAUUAUCAUUUGUCAAUAUUAUUUUAUUGAUAAUUUGAUUGAUUAUUUAAUUGGUUAUCAUAAUAAUACAUUUAUGAACAAGUUUGACAAACUCUUACAUGGAAAUUGUUCAUUACUUUUACCACCUAUGUGAACUCAGUGAAUUGUAAUAGUACUACUGUAAUUAUAAUGCAUAAUUAUAGUUUCACCACCCACCAUCAAUGUGCCAUUGUUUUUGUGGGUUUUUAAAUUGUAUUUAAUGUAUAUUUUUUACAACCCAAUUGUACUAGAUUAUUUUCUUUAGAUAAUUAAACAUUUUUCUAUUCAUGUUAUUUUGUUAUUUUACCAAUUUAUUCAAAUCAGUUGUAUCAUAUCUUGAUUGGAUUAUACGAGUAUUAUGUUUUAUGUUAACUACAGUACUUGUAAAUAAUUACAAUAAUUGUCAUUUUGGUGAAUAAUGUCAGUAUGCCUACAUGCAGAUGUGCUUAAUAACUGGAGUACAGUAUAUGGUUCAGAAUUUGUAUAUACUGGAUCUAAUGUUGAAUAAAUGUGAUUGAGUUACA
Messenger RNA from Anneissia japonica, 10588 nucleotides. Its product is annotated as piezo-type mechanosensitive ion channel component 2-like. The transcript is spliced from 52 exons. NCBI's taxonomy places the organism in Eukaryota, Metazoa, Echinodermata, Crinoidea, Comatulida, Comatulidae. The coding region runs from base 1308 to 8714 and encodes 2468 amino acids. The record is from RefSeq and is a predicted model, not a curated record.